AAUAGCUUAUAACUUCCACAGUUUAUAAUCUAAUAUCGUAAGUUUAAAGUAUUGGCUAAAAUGGUAGGCAUGUAUGUUUAUCUCAGAUAGUUUUCAGAUACAUGUCCAAAUCGCGAGAAAAACAAGCAAUCGGAUUAAUAUACUAAAGAGACCCGGUUAAGGGUCCGCCUCAAGACCCGGUUAAGGGCUCGUAACAAGACCCGGUUAAGGGUCCGUUACAAGUCCCGGUUAAGGGUUCGUUAAAAGACCCCGUUAAGUGUCCGUUACCAGACCCGGUUAAGGUUUAGUCUCAACGACAACAUUACGCUGCCCUCCCGAAGUUAACCCAGCAAGCGUUCAAAAUGAGCAAGAAGAAAGAAGACGAAAUAAUUCCCGCCAUGGGACCCGGAAGUAAGAUCAGCGCCCUGGCCGCCCCCUUGCGGCGUUUCAUGAUCCGUCAGGGAAAGCAAGUCAUCAUGAACUUCUCUACCGCGAGUAUGAAGAGUCUUCCCUUGGAAAUUUGGCAGAAUGAGGAAAUACAGCAGAACGCGAUCGAGCUCCGAGCAGAGAGCAACCGGUUAAAAAAGCUUCCGAAACAGGUUUCCGACCUGGAAGUGUUGGAAAUUCUGUCCGUUCAGAACAACGCCUUGUCUGCCCUGCCUGGGACGAUUUCAAAAAUGAAGAAACUGGUCACACUUCACGCUGAAAACAACAGCAUAAAAGCCAUACCCGGCACUAUCCACAAGUCUCCGGCUUUGAAAUAUCUACAUCUCUCAAACAACAAAAUCAAAGCGCUUCCAAAGACAAUCAAUAAGGCGACCACGUUAGAAAUUGUCGAUGUGUCACACAAUAUCAUAAGGUCCGUGAAAAAGAACAUUUACGAGUUGAAAGCGAAGCUGAUCCUAAACAACAACCGACUUGGCGAGUUACCGGACGCAUCCAUAAAGAAUUCUGCACUCCGGGUUUUAGACGUAUCGCACAACCAAAUCGCACACAUUCCUGACAACAUAAACAAUGUUGUGACCUUGACGUGGCUUGACCUUUCCAACAAUGACCUUGAGGACCUGCCGAGAGAGCUGGGACUUCUGAAGUACCUUCAUUAUCUGAAUAUUUCCCACAAUCAGAUAGCUUCGCUUCCCGAUGAGGUGACGACCCUGGAGUACGCGCUGACGUACCUACACGCGGGCCACAACAAAAUCAAGAACCUGCCUGAGGAUAUACAUAAACUCAGAAGGUUGCAAGUGUUGUCUGUCGGAAGUAACGAGAUAGAGAAGGUUCCAAACCAGUUUUACGAGCUCAAGGUCAUCAGGGAGCUGGAUCUAUCGGGGAACAAACUCGCGACGGCCGUCGGUAUGAGCAAACUGAAGACUGUGGAAUCACUGAGUCUCGCCAACAACGCUUUGACGGAACUUCCCGACGAUAUAUUUCACCUCAAAUCUCUUGUCACGCUUGACAUUUCCGGAAAUCAAAUAAAAACCCUGCCGGAUACCUUGAACAAAAUCAAAACGCUCAAAUCACUGAAUGCAGCAGACAAUCGUCUGAGCGCAAUCCCGGAGAUGCUUGGGGAGGACCAGUUGCUGACGUCACUUAAUGUUAGCGCCAACAGAAUCCAGGGGCUUCCCCAAGAUAUGAAACGCUUGAGAAGCUUGGAAAGCCUAAAAAUAGCCGGAAAUCAGAUAUCAGCUUUACCAAAGUCUCUUGAUUCCCUUCGCUUCCUUUUGGAACUGGAUGUGUCCAAGAAUUCCCUUACAGACUUUAUUAUACCAAAGACUCUUACAUCUAUAAGCAUUGCUGGAAAUCCGCUUUUCCUGCCUUCACAGGACCCAAAAUCAGUUAUUGCCAUUCUUGGCGAAAGAGACUACGCGUCGAGAAUGGUUUUCCUUGAUGCUUCAAGUCUGAAACUAGAUGAGGUUCCAAUUAGCUUCUGUCACAUGAAAAUGUUAAAGACUCUAAAAUUGGCGCAUAAUUUGCUUAAGGAGGUUCCGGAGGAGCUCACGAAGCUUCGAGCCCUAGAAGAGCUGGACGUAAGUGACAAUGAUAUUGGGGCUCUUCCGGACAGUAUCAGAAACAUGCAGAAUCUAAGAGUCCUGGACAUCUCCCAGAACAGACUAAGUGAGUUCGGCGAAGGUUUGACCCAGUUACACCAGUUGGAAAGGUUGAACAUAAGUUUUAACAACUUAGUGGAACUCCCGGAACACUUUGGUGAGCUGCAUAAGCUCAUCUGGUUUGACAUUUCAAACAACGAGUUGAUGAAACUUCCGGAAGAUCGCUGGGACAUUUUUGCGUCCAUGUUGGAGCUGAACAUCACCAAGAAUCAUGUUAAUGAAGUACCAAUGGACCUUCCAUACUUGUAUAGGAUCAAAGUCCUUCGCGCACAGAGCAACGACCUGACAGCCAUUCCAAGUGAUAUUGUCAAAAUGACCGGAUUAGAAACGCUAGAUUUAAAGGACAAUCUACUGGAAACGCUUCCGGAAUCCAUUUGCAAACUCCCCGCUCUGAAAGAACUGGAUGUGUCUGAUAACAAGUUGAAAUCAUUCCCGAACAAGCUAGAGCAGUUGAAACAACGAUGCACGAUUGUCACCGAGGGUCAAUCUUCUUACAAGCAGCGGGACCCGCCAGAUUUCCUCAAAUCCGGCGAAGCACAAACAACCAAACCGGAAGAAAAGAAGGAAGAAUAGACUGGUUUAUAUUGUGUGUUGGAAAUAAGAAAUAAUAGACUGGUUCUUUGAUCGUUAAAAUACAAAGGUGUGAUCAUUUAAUUAAAAAUGUACCAUAUGUAUGUUCUUCAUUUCGGACCAUUCCAAAAAAGAUAAAUCUAGCACUUUAUAUGCGUAUCCGUGCUUGCAUAUCAAACAAACGCUACAUUUCGGUUUGUGGAUGGUUUACGAAGAUUUGUGAAUUGUAUUUUAAUGUUUUAUCAACGUCUCUGUAGUGGGUGUAGAACUAUUUAUGUUACCGUUGAUGUCAAUAUACACGUAUGUUUCUUUUACUGUACAAGUAAACGAGCUUGAUGUGUGCAAUAUACAUGUAUGAUUUAUCUAGAAUAGAACAAUCAGUUAGAUACCCAGGGUGCACACAUUCCAAUCAUUACUGUUCACAUGUAUACAUACAUCUAAUAAACUGUUUUUGUCAAUGUUGCAUUUCAAACAAUAGUAUCGAAUUACGAAUAUGAUUUAAAAAAAAAUAGAGUACAUUAUUUAAUUUCUGAAUAAAAUAAACGCAAUAAAACGCAUAAAUUUUGUAUUUUUAUUAGAUAUUUAAGAUUUUAAGGUCGUCUGUUGUUGUUUUUAAAGAAAACGGUGGAUGUGUUGUCAUAGUAAUGGUGUCGUUGUCGUCGGUGUUGUCGGCGUCUAGCAAACCUUUAACCCGGGGGCCAUUAUUACAAAACAACGUUCAGGAUAUAUUAAUGAAACUGGGUAUACAUGUUGUAUGUAACAAUAUGUACUUGAUUGAGACAAUACCCACACAAACGGCAAGGCUUAUAACCUGCCUAAACAAGUGUCUAGGCAUGCUUCGAGCGGGGGUGUUUGCUCCGUCGAGCUAAACUAAUUGUUACAUGUCGACACUGUGCUACUUACGAUUUUUACAUGUAAAAGUCUUAAGUUAAUGGUCAAUCCUGAAUAGCCAGCGGACUGGUUAAGCAUGAGCGACCCGUGCUCUUUGAAAGCACGGUUAGUGAUUAAGACCCCUUUUGAAAUUGUUUACAAGGUCAUGCAUAUUAUGUUCAAUGUACUGCCUUCUAUGUUUAUGAAAAUGUGCGCAACUAAACAAUAGCCUGUAGUUCUGUUAAGGAUACAUGUUGAAAUUUAGAACUCCUCAGUCUGUUAUUAUUCAUUGUGCUCCGUAAUUAUGUGUCUUUAUAUCUUUACACUUUUGCAAAAAUCUUU
Messenger RNA from Mya arenaria, 3866 nucleotides. RefSeq names its product leucine-rich repeat-containing protein 40-like. The transcript has 4 exons. Lineage: Eukaryota; Metazoa; Mollusca; Bivalvia; Myida; Myidae. Gene Ontology annotation, molecular function: protein binding. The record is from RefSeq and is a predicted model, not a curated record. Bases 342 to 2657 code for a protein of 771 amino acids.